This is a messenger RNA of Pipistrellus kuhlii (Kuhl's pipistrelle), 8183 nucleotides long. RefSeq names its product tripartite motif containing 33 (gene TRIM33). The record is from RefSeq and is a predicted model, not a curated record. The transcript has 20 exons. Lineage: Eukaryota; Metazoa; Chordata; Mammalia; Chiroptera; Vespertilionidae. The coding region runs from base 83 to 3469 and encodes 1128 amino acids. Gene Ontology annotation, molecular function: protein binding; zinc ion binding.
CGCUGCGGCUGCGGCUGGGCUGGGGGCGGCGGCGCGGGCGGCGGGCGGCGCGGGGCGGUCCGGCGGGUUCAAAGAGGAAAACAUGGCGGAAAACAAAGGCGGCGGCGACGGCGAGAGCGGCGGCGGGGGCAGCGGCAGCGCGCCGGGGACGGCCGGGGCCGGCGGGCCCGCGGCGCAGGAGGCGGAGCCGCCUCUCGCCGCGGUGCUGGUGGAGGAGGAGGAGGAGGAAGGCGGCCGGGCCGGCGCGGAGGGCGCCGCGGCGGGGCCGGACGACGGGGGGGCGGCCGCGGCCUCCGGCUCGACCCCGGCCGCCUCAGCCCCGGCAGCCUCCGCGGGGCCCGGGGCUCCCGGGGGCGCGGCGCCGGCGCCGGCCCCGGCCCCGGCCGCGGCCGCGGCGCCCGCCCCGGGCCCCUCGGCGGGGCCGCCCCCGGGGCCGCCGGCCUCGCUGCUGGACACCUGCGCCGUGUGUCAGCAGAGCCUGCAGAGCCGGCGCGAGGCGGAGCCCAAGCUGCUGCCCUGCCUGCACUCCUUCUGCCUGCGCUGCCUGCCCGAGCCCGAGCGCCAGCUCAGCGUGCCCCUCCCGGGCGGCAGCAACGGCGACGUCCAGCAGGUUGGUGUGAUACGGUGCCCAGUAUGCCGCCAAGAAUGCAGACAGAUAGACCUUGUGGAUAAUUAUUUUGUUAAAGAUACAUCUGAAGCUCCUAGCAGUUCUGAUGAGAAAUCAGAACAGGUAUGUACUAGCUGUGAAGACAAUGCAAGUGCAGUUGGCUUUUGUGUAGAAUGUGGAGAGUGGCUCUGUAAGACAUGUAUUGAAGCACAUCAGAGAGUAAAAUUCACUAAAGAUCACUUGAUCAGGAAGAAAGAAGAUGUUUCAGAGUCUGUUGGAGCAUCUGGUCAGCGCCCUGUUUUCUGCCCUGUACACAAACAAGAGCAGUUGAAACUUUUCUGUGAAACAUGUGAUAGACUGACAUGUAGAGACUGCCAGCUAUUGGAACACAAAGAACAUAGGUACCAGUUUUUGGAAGAAGCUUUUCAAAACCAGAAAGGUGCAAUUGAGAAUCUACUAGCCAAGCUUCUUGAGAAGAAGAACUAUGUUCAUUUUGCAGCUACUCAGGUGCAGAAUAGGAUAAAAGAAGUAAAUGAGACUAACAAACGAGUAGAACAGGAAAUAAAAGUGGCCAUUUUCACCCUUAUCAAUGAAAUUAAUAAGAAAGGAAAAUCUCUCUUACAGCAGCUAGAGACUGUCACAAAAGAAAGACAGAUGAAGCUGGUGCAGCAGCAGAAUGACAUCACGGGCCUCUCGCGGCAGGUGAAGCACGUCAUGAACUUCACCAGCUGGGCGAUUGCGAGCGGCAGCAGCACCGCCCUCCUGUACAGCAAGCGGCUGAUUACUUUUCAGUUGCGCCAUAUUUUGAAAGCUCGUUGUGAUCCCGUCCCCGCUGCUAACGGAGCAAUACGUUUUCAUUGUGAUCCCACCUUCUGGGCAAAGAACGUAGUCAAUUUAGGUAAUCUAGUAAUAGAGAGUAAACCAGCGCCUGGGUAUACUCCUAACGUUGUAGUUGGGCAAGUUCCUCCGGGGACAAACCACAUUAGUAAGACUCCUGGACAGAUUAACUUGGCACAACUUCGACUCCAACACAUGCAACAACAAGUGUAUGCACAGAAGCAUCAGCAGUUGCAACAGAUGAGGAUACAGCAACCGCCUGCUCCUGUAUCAACAGCAACAACAACAACACAACAGCACCCACGACAAGCAGCCCCUCAGAUGUUACAACAGCAGCCUCCAAGACUGAUCAGUGUGCAAACAAUGCAAAGAAACAACAUGAACUGCGGAGCUUUCCAAGCCCAUCAGAUGCGAUUGGCUCAGAACGCCGCCCGGAUACCAGCGAUCCCCAGGCACAGCGCCCCCCAGUAUUCCAUGAUGCAGCCACACCUCCAAAGACAACACUCGAACCCAGGGCAUGCCGGCCCCUUUCCUGUUGUGUCCGUGCACAACACCACGAUCAACCCAACCAGCCCCACCACAGCCACCAUGGCGAGUGCGAACCGAGGCCCCGCCAGCCCGUCUGUCACAGCCAUAGAGCUGAUCCCCUCCGUCACCAACCCCGAGAACCUGCCGUCGCUGCCGGACAUCCCGCCCAUCCAGUUGGAAGAUGCUGGUUCCAGUAGUUUAGAUAAUCUACUAAGUAGAUACAUCUCAGGCACUCACCUCCCCCCACAGCCUACGAGUACCAUGAAUCCCUCUCCAGGCCCCUCUGCCCUGUCUCCAGGAUCAUCAGGUUUAUCCAAUUCUCACACCCCUGUAAGACCCCCUAGUACGUCUAGUACUGGCAGCAGAGGCAGCUGUGGGUCAUCGGGAAGAACUGCUGAGAAGACAAGUCUUAGUUUCAAGUCUGAGCAAGUGAAGGUCAAGCAGGAGCCUGGGACUGAAGAUGAGAUAUGUGGCUUUUCGGGAGCCGUGAAGCAGGAGAAGACGGAGGACGGCCGGAGGAGUGCCUGCAUGUUGAGCAGUCCUGAGAGUAGUUUGACACCACCUCUCUCAACCAACCUGCAUCUAGAGAGUGAGUUGGAUGCAUUACCAGGAGUGGAAAACCAUGUGAAAACUGAGCCUACAGAUACGAAUGAAAGCUGCAAACAGUCAGGGCUCAGCAGCCUUGUUAAUGGAAAGUCUUCAAUUCGAAGCCUCAUGCACAGGUCGGCAAGGAUGGGAGGAGAUGGCAACAGCAAAGAUGACGACCCGAAUGAGGACUGGUGUGCUGUCUGCCAGAACGGAGGGGAUCUCCUGUGCUGUGAGAAAUGCCCCAAGGUCUUCCAUCUGACUUGUCAUGUUCCAACACUUCUUAGCUUUCCAAGUGGGGACUGGAUCUGUACGUUUUGCAGAGAUAUUGGGAAGCCAGAGGUUGAAUAUGAUUGCGACAAUUUGCAGCACAGUAAGAAGGGGAAAACAGCCCAGGGGUUAAGCCCUGUGGACCAAAGGAAAUGUGAACGUCUUCUGCUUUACCUCUAUUGUCACGAGUUAAGUAUUGAAUUCCAGGAGCCAGUUCCUGCUUCGAUACCAAACUACUAUAAAAUUAUAAAGAAACCAAUGGACUUAUCGACCGUGAAGAAGAAGCUUCAGAAAAAGCAUUCCCAACACUACCAGGUGCCCGAUGACUUUGUGGCUGACGUGCGUCUCAUCUUCAAGAACUGUGAAAGGUUUAACGAAAUGAUGAGAGUUGUUCAAGUUUAUGCAGAAACACAAGAGAUUAAUUUGAAGGCUGACUCAGAGGUAGCUCAGGCAGGGAAGGCAGUCGCAUUGUACUUUGAAGACAAACUCGCAGAGAUCUACCCAGACAGGACCUUCGCACCUCUGCCCGAGUUUGAGCAGGAAGAGGAUGACGGGGAGGUAACGGAGGACUCUGACGAAGACUUUAUUCAGCCCCGCAGGAAACGCCUAAAGUCAGACGACAGACCGAUACAUAUAAAGUAAAGACACGACUUAACCCAGUUUAAACAGAGAGCAGACACACUUGUACGUGUUGCCUGAAAGUCUGCCUACCGUGGGGGCGCCUCCUUGAAGAAACUGAGAGCUUCACACAGUAUUAGCGGAAACAGCGGACAGAAACCACGCUCCUGUCAAGAAGGGGAGGAACUCUGCACCAUUGAAAGUAAAAACUAAAAGCAAAAGUGAAAUACUCGGAAGAUUUCUGUUACUAAAGAGAAGAGUUCUGUUAGAAUUGGAAGAUGAUUAUGUGGUAUUGAUUGAUUGGUGCAGGAUGCUGGAUGUAUAAGUUAAUACUGGAGGGUCAUGUCACUUGACAAACCGUCUCUGUGGACCACAGCGGACAGCUGUUAAACAACUCUGAUGCCUCCCUCUCCACACACACACACUGGCUUGUUUUCUAGUGAAAGUUGAAUUUUUUAUGUCAAUACAGAUGUGCAUUGAAUCAUACACUUACGUUUUUUCUCACUUUGAUGCUGUUGGGCCUUGGUUUCUAUAUUGGUUUAAAGAACUCAACAGUAUUUUUUUGUUCAUACUUGGAGUCUAGGAAACACGACCAUUGAUCAUUAUUUAAUCAACUUUAAUGGUCUACUGAAAUAAAUACGGUAACUUUUCAGUAGGAGAUCACAUAAUUAGAGUAAUCAUUCCCAGAAAACACGUCCACAAGUUGCACCUCUUAACCAAAUCAUCGGAUCCUAGUUAUUCCCAUGAAGGCAGAAUGUUGACCAUUGGCUAGUUUUUUGUGUGUUAGAUUUGACUGAGAAGGGAUAACUGGCUCUUACCAGUCUUCCUUCAUGUCAGCUUUCUGAUAGACCACUAUUGGCAAACGGUAAUCUGUCAGCUACCAAAUGUGUAAGAUUUUCUGUAUUUCACGUUGUCUUAUUUGUAAAUAGUGAACUAAAACUCCUGGCAGAUCGGCAACAUUUGCUGAGCCUGUUUUUUAAGCUAAUGUGUAUUCUUUACUAAUGUUCCUAUCAAGAAUGGAUUUGUAAUAUAUGCUGUCUAUUUCUAAUGUUCACAUUCAUAUUUUGAGGUUCUAUCUUAUUUUAAUAGAGAACAGACUUCUCAGAAAAUCUUCAGAAGCAGCUUAUUAUUAAAAUAUCAAACUAUUGAAAUAAACCCGGUGGGGUUAGAUUACUCAUCUGUCCACCAAGUGGGACAUUGCAUGAACUGGGCCUAAAGGACAGAGAAGAGACUUGUAAGUAAAUCCUGGAAAUGAGCCAACCCCCACUUGAAUGGUCCUGGAGUAACCCAGCUGACCCCGAUUUCAGCUCCGAGGCAGACAAGCCACUGGCUGUUUCAUUUUUCUCCUCCUCAUUUGUGAUGCUCGUGCCCCAGAUGUGUGUCUAGACUGUACACAGGCUUCUCUUUAGUUGGAUUAAAAGUGUUAAGUCCUGUUUUUGUAUGGACACAGAAUACAGUGACCAAAAUAGAAGACCCUCCAUUAGAUAUUUUCAGAUAUCAGCAGAUUUGUGGCAAAUCGUUUGCCUUUUAAAAAAAAUCCAGCUUAAGCAGUUCAGACAGGUUACUCGGAAAAAAUUAUCUGACAUGAUUGUCUUAAGAGGUAAAUAUUUUUUAGUGCAUAUUGAAUAAAAUAAAGUGUUUUAAAGAACUUAUUAUGCAAACUCCUUCGGGUUGUUUUUCUUUUCUUAAGUGGUGGGGAUAAACGUGACUAUGAAUCCAACCUUCUAAUGGGAUUGAUUUUAUCGUUGCUAUUGACUAAUUUCAUCCUCUAGCUUCUCUUUCAGUUUUGUUGUAAACUUAAAAAACAUAUUCCAAACUCAUCUUGCUCAAAUUUUAUAGAAGAGUUUUCUGGUAAGAGAGAAUAUUGUUUAAAAACGCUUUUAUCUGAGCUUAUUUCCCUCUUUCCUAUAUUUGUGAUUUCAUUAUCAGGAGACAUACCUAAGGCACAUUUUUGAAAAGUGAAGAGUUGGCCGUGUGGCUUCAUUUUGUCUGUUUUCUGUUUGCUCUCUCUCACUAUUACUAGAUAGUAAGUCAUAAAUACUUUCUACCAUGGCAGAAGAAACAAAAUUUUAGUAAGUAUUUAUAUCUCAGUACUCGGGGCCUUAAAAGAUAAUGUGUCCCUUAAAGGUGUUACCGUGUCAGAUGGGGUUUGGCCCCUUUGUUUUAGGAUUGGUUCUUAAAGAGCCACUGUGUCAACAUUUAAGCGGCUCCGUUUCUGUGAAUAAGGUAACUCAUGCAGCUGUCAGAAAGCCACCGUUGAAUGAAGCGGUUCAUUUUAGAUUUCAUUUAAAGCUGCUUUUUUUGCACACAGAUCACUGUUUCUAAGCUGAUCUGUGCACUAAUAUAACUGUCCAACAGUAUUAACCUGAUAUUUUUACACGAUUUCCUAUUACGUUUUAAAAAGAUAAACAUCAAACGUUGUAUAUCAGUUCCUGUUUUUAUACUCGAGCAUUUGUAUUCCUCCUUGAAAGGCAAUAUUUUAGAUUUGGAGAUGUUAAUGUUUCCUCAAAAGCUUGCAAAGCUCUCGCCACAUUUCUGCUGUGAGAACACCAAGAAUGAAGUGUUCCUUAGUCUGUUCUGCUGGUCCGCAUUUGUAUAUUGUAACGCUGAGCUGGUUCCCUGAAGGAAUUGCUGUAUAAGGUGAAGCGUGUGUGUUCACAUCCUGACAUGCAGGCCAUGCUCUGUAUGGAAUGGCAAGCCCCGGCCCAGAGCAGUGACCAGGCAUUGGAGCUGUUGCUGCAAUUACCCAUUUUGGAAUCAACAAGGUACUUUCUGACUCUUGUUUCUUAUAUAGGGGAAUUUUAAAUAAAAUUUAAAGUCAGUUAAUUCUUUUUGUUGUAAAAAGUUUUUAAAAUUUUUCAUUAAUCCAAAGAAACAAUGUUUUUAAAUAGAAGCAAAGGGUUUAUAGUGUGCAAUCUGUAGAUUUAUCAAUUACCUCAGCAGGCAUCCUGCCAUGUAAUUAUUAGUGAUUAGUGUUAAUAAGUUAAAAGAUUUAGGUCUUCUGACUAUGCCCUUGGAUUAUGGCCUACCCUAUGUAAUUAAACAGUCUCUUAGUGUCCAAAAUGGGAGUAGAUGCUGUGGCUCCCUCUCACUUUACCUUAAAAAAAUGUUUUUAUUGAUUUUGUAGAAAGAAAGGAAGGAAGGGAGAGGGAAGGAGAGAGAAAUAUCAAUGAUGAGAGAGAAUAAUGUAUUGGUUGCUUCUUGCACACCCCCUACUGGGGAUCGAGCCUGCAACCUGGGCAGGAGUCCGAGAUCACUUGGUGCAUGAGACUGCCCAAUCCACUGAGCCACACUGGCCAGACACCCUUACCUACUUGCACUCCCAACAAAUGAAGGAUGAAAGUCUCACUUCUUGCUAGCACUGCUUAUUUGCAUAAUGAGCAUUAGGUCAGUGAGUAGCUUUAUAAAAUCUACCUACCCCAUCUCUCCUAAGUGAAACAAUCAGUUCUUCGCUCCUGCCAUCGGCGUCAGUGAUCCGCUGAAGGUGAGCCACGGUUCCCAAGGGGCAUCCCAGUGCUGGACCCCGCUGUUCUCCUCACGGUCCUCUCCUCCCUGACAAAGCAAUAACACGCUUUCUGUCUGCUGCCUCAGCAUGCCAUAACCCUCUCCCAGACGUGACCAUAGGAAAGUUUGUAUGCAUAUCACCCAGUCUGUCUCUUAAAAAUGAAGAAAAGUGUAUGCUGGAGCUAAUGACAAUAUAUUGCGGCAUUUUAUUUUAAAAAUUGGAGAAAGUUGCAUAUUUUUUUAAAAGUAGGUGUUUGAGUAAAAAAAUUGAAGGUACUUUUUUAAGAAAAAAAUUUAUAUGCCUCAGUUUACAUAGACAUUUCAGAUUUCAACAUGUUACUCUGGGAUAUAACGGUUCCUUUUACUUGGUCAAAAUGCAUGUGUAGCAUUUCUUCAGUCUUAGUUCCUCGUGUUUGCCUUUGUGGUCUUUUAUAUAUAUUUUUUUAUUGUAUCGGAGAAACAAUUAUCCUAAAAAAUAAAUCCAUUUGGAUAUUUGUCAUAAUCAAACUAUAAAAUGUACAAAUGAAGUUUAGCCCCUUUUCUAGCAAGUGAUCUUUACAAUGAAAAGUGCUGUUCUUUUAAAUUCACCAAAUUUGUAUGGGGAAAGGCACAGAAUAAUUUCCUAAGUGCCACUGCAAUAUUCCCUUUCAAGUGUGGCCUAAAUUUCAAUCUUAAAGAAACGCAUGUCUGCUCCUGGUCUGAAAAAUGUAGGCAUUUACUAUGUUUUAAAUCACAGUGACAGAUGUACAUAAACCUCUGAGAAAAGAUUUGUGCAAUCUGAAAGCCUGUUAAUUUCCUGUGUAGAAAUGCUGACACACGAAAGGGUUAAAUUCACAGCCUUCCUGGUUCCUCGCUACCGGUGUUUCCACUGGGGUCCUCCCCUCAUUUUAUUCCUCCUCCCACAACUUCCAUUCUUUUGCACAUAGCUACCUACCCUUCGAUAUGAUUCUUAAAGGAAAAGUGCUGUUUCUGUGGUAUUGUAUUCUCUAAAUAAUCAUAUUUAAUUUUUUAAAACAAGGUUGCAGUUUCUAGUUGUUCCGUUCCUGUGUUUUGCUGGUGUGUAAUAAAAGUAAGAUUUUCUUUUCCUGGUUAUUUAACACAGUAGCUGCCUGUAAAUAUUCCUUGUUAUACUGCCCUGGAAUGUGUUAUAGAAGUUGUAUUAGAUUAGUUUAAACCUUGUUUGAAAGCCACAUUGUUUUGGUUAUUUUUAUUAAAUUAGAAAAUUGAAAAUGUU